AUGGCAGAACCUCUUCCAGCUGCGCUCAAAAUCCCUGAAGUCAGUCGCUUCAUCAAUCGCGCAAAUCAGCUGAGGAGCAUCAAGCCCGCCAUCGCAUACUGGUGUGAAUACCAUGCUGUCAACCAAAUCGUGGGAAAGAGCCUGCAUACCACCGACGACGAUACCUUUGAGUUCACAAAGACACUGAUCGAGCGCCUCGAGGCAACAAAGACGGAACGAGCUGAUGAUGAUGCGAUCGUCGAUAACGCUGCGGGACAGGCUUAUGUUGAGCAAUUCGCCCAGCAGACGUUUGAGCGAGCUGAGCGCACGAUGCGCGCUAACAAGGUGACAAGACAAACCGCCGACACAUUCGAUGCUGCUGCGACGUUCUUCGACCUCACCCGCGAAUGGGGCGAGCCUGAUCCCGAAGUCGUCAAGAAGAUCAAAUUCGCCAAAUGGAACGCUGCGCGAAUCCUUAAGGCUAUUCGCGAGGGCAAGGAUCCCAACGAGACGAACCCUAAUGCCCCUGAGCCUGAACCCGAAGUCGCUCUCGACCCCUCCGAUCCUGAGGUCCAACUCCUAUCCGGAGCUCCUCGCGCUUCGGUCGAGGAUGCGCCAGAUGCUGGGGAACCUCCUAGUGUUCCUACAUUCACGGACGCGCCGCCUAGAAUUCCAGAUGAUCCUGGAUACUUCCCUCCCCAACCCGAGCAUCAGCCCCAGGCGCCUGAACCAUUCAUCCCCUCGCCUUUGAGUCAGAGUCCUACGCCAGGUCUAUCCGGUGGUCCUCCUCCUCCUCCACCCGUUGGUCUACCGCCUGCUGUGUCUCCUGUCCCAGAACCCCCAGCACAGCCUGCGACACAGAUCCCUCCUCAACCAUCACCUCAAAUCCCAACCAAGCUUCCCUCACAAUUUGCUCCUCCUCCGCCUGAGCCUUUCACCCCUUCAGCGCCUCCAUCCUGGACAACGACUCCAAGCGCUCCUCACCCUGCUGCUUCAAACCCUCCACCUGUGAUUCGCCAGGCGCCUGCUCCUCAGCCUCCAGCUCCAGCGCCUGUCCAGACGACCGGUUUCACAACAGAUCAAAGGGAUAUCAACCAAGCGCAGAAGCACGCCAAGUGGGCAAUAUCCGCACUCAACUUUGAAGACGUACCCACUGCAGUUCAGGAGCUGCGCAAUGCGCUGAGAAUGCUUGGGGCUCAGUAA
Molecule: messenger RNA, 1182 nt
Organism: Fusarium proliferatum ET1
Lineage: Eukaryota; Fungi; Ascomycota; Sordariomycetes; Hypocreales; Nectriaceae
Exons: 3
Coding region: 1-1182 (393 amino acids)
Biological process (GO): late endosome to vacuole transport via multivesicular body sorting pathway
Cellular component (GO): multivesicular body
Source: RefSeq, a predicted model, not a curated record